AUGAUUUCCAUUAUCCUGACUAACACAAAUCUACAAAUUCGAGAGAGAAAUGCUAGUCGUGAAAACCUUCCUCACUUCAUGAUAGAAUUAGAAAUGAGUGAAUUGAAGGCUUUCAUCGGUUUAUUGUAUAUUGCCGGAUUUUAUCGCUCUGGAAGGCAAAAUACUGCAGAUCUGUGGGCUUCCGAUGGUACAGGAGUCGAAAUAUUUCGGUUGACAAUGUCACGUCAACGAUUUCAUUUUAUUCAGAGCUGUCUCCGUUUUGAUGAUAAAUCUACGCGUGAAGAGAGAAAACUAUUGGACAACUUAGCUCCUAUACGUGAAAUAUUCGAGCUGUUCGUUGAGAACUGUAAGAAAUCAUACGUCUUGGGCGAAUAUGUCACCAUUGACGAAAUGUUGCUGGCAUUUAGAGGAAGGUGCAAAUUUAGACAAUACAUACCAACCAAGCUUGCAAAAUAUGGCAUAAAGGUCUUAGCAAUGGUUGACGCGCAAAAUUUUUACAUUUUCAACCUCGAAAUUUAUGCACGAAAGCAGCCAGAAGGACCAUUUUCCGUAAACAAUAAACCUUUUGACGUAGUGAAUCGUCUAGUGCUUCCCAUUUCAAAAACUGGGCGGAAUGUUACUUUUGACAACUGGUUUACCAGUUAUGAACUUGUGUCACAUCUACUCAACGAGCACAAGCUGACUUCUGUGGGCACAGUGCGGAAAAACAAGAGAGUACUCCCGAACAAGUUCUUGAAAACGAGCGAUCGUGAUGCAGAUGUUUAUUCAUCGAAGUUCGGCUUUCAAAAAGAUAUAACUCUGGUAUCCUACAUACCAAAGAAGAAAAAAGUUGUUCUGCUCAUUUCAAGUCUCCAUCACGACGCUGAUAUUGACGAAACUACUGGAGAGAGAAAAAAACCAGAAAUAAACACAUUCUAUAACUCCACUAAAGGAGGAGUAGACGUUGUAGAUGAGUUGUCCGCAACUUAUGAUGUAAGCCGCAACUCCAAAAAAUGGCCUCUGACUGUGUUCUAUGCAAUUUUGAAUAUGGCAGGGAUCAAUGCAAAUAUUGUAUUCAAAUGUAAUACAAAUUCAACUCAAAAACGCCGUAAUUUUAUCAAAACUUUGGGCCGUAUGAUGGUAGCCGAACAUAUGAGUGCUCGUAAAGAAAUACCUCAGUUGUCCAGCCAGCUACGUAAAAGAAUGAGAGAAUUUGGAGGAGAAUCUGCUCAGGAGACGCCUGUAAGGGUCCCAGGUGUACGAAAAAGGUGCCAAGUGUGUCCUUAUGCCAGACAUCGAAAGACGAGCAAUGUCUGUGAAGAUUGUCAUAAGUACAUUUGUCCAGAACACACAGUUUCUUUUUGCCAAGAAUGUGCUGCAAUAACUGACAAUAAUAUUGAGUAA
This is a messenger RNA of Parnassius mnemosyne (clouded apollo), 1383 nucleotides long. The record is from the annotation of a GenBank genome assembly. NCBI's taxonomy places the organism in Eukaryota, Metazoa, Arthropoda, Insecta, Lepidoptera, Papilionidae.